AUGGCUAUCAUUCUUCGCUUUGUUGAUUGUCAUGGGUUUAUUAGAGAACGAUUUUUCAAGGUUAUUUGUGUUGGAGACACUUGUUCUCAAACUUUGAAAAAUGAGAUAUCCAAGGUGCUUGCUCAAUAUGAUCUUCAAGUAGAAAAUAUGAGGGGUCAAGGAUAUGAUGGUGCUAGUAACAUGCGAGCGUUAAGAGCUAUUAGAGAAGAGGAAAUUGCAGAUUUAGUGGCUGAAUGUAAACUUGAAACUGGUAUAGGGGCUAAUCAGACUACUACUUUGCAACGGACAGGGGCUACUCGUUGGGGUUCACAUUUUCGCUCUAUUUCAAGUUUGAUAAAAUUGUUUGGAGCCACCCAGAAAACUCUUGCAGAUUUGAUUACUGAUUUUCUUUGUGAGUCAUUGCAAAAAAAGGCCAUGGACAUCUUAAAUGCUCUAAGAGUUCUUUCUAUUGCAAAACAAAAGCUUCAAGCCAUGAGAGAUAAUGGUUGGGAUGAUUUAAUUUUGAGAAUAACAUCAUUUUGUUGUGAGCAUAAUAUCAUUGUUCCAGAUUUGUCUACUCCUUACAAGAAAGAGUUGGAGAGUAGAUUCCCAGAUCAGUCGUUGGAGCUCCUUAAUCUUAGUUCUACAUUUGAUCCGCAUGAUAAUUUUCAGGCAUUCAAGCCUGAAGAUGUUUGCUCUCUUGCUUUGAGAUUUUACCCUAUGGAUUUUUCUACAGUAUCUACAGCAACUACCGAGAGAGCAUUUUCAUCUAUGAAUAUUUUAAAAACUAGACUUCGAAAUAGGAUGGAAGAUGACUUUCUUGAUGAUUUGAUGGUUCUCUAUAUUGAGAAAGAGUUUGUUGAUAGUGUUCACAAUGAUGAUGUAAUUGAGGAGUUUACAAAGUUAGGACCUCGGAGGGUAUCAUUCGGUUAG
Messenger RNA from Argentina anserina (silverweed cinquefoil), 912 nucleotides. RefSeq lists its product as uncharacterized. Bases 1 to 912 code for a protein of 303 amino acids. The transcript has 5 exons. Lineage: Eukaryota; Viridiplantae; Streptophyta; Magnoliopsida; Rosales; Rosaceae. The record is from RefSeq and is a predicted model, not a curated record.